CUUUACCAAAAAGUCGAACAACAAAGUGCUGCACGAUCCACGGUAAUCCGCACGCGUCGUCCGUCUACGCAGAGCCUGUUACACAAUUCACCAGCUUCUCGUCGUUAGUGACUGAACGUUUCAAGGUGAAACCACGCUCCCGGGUUACGUAUCUCGCGCGUUCGAUUCGAGUCGGGGCUCCCAGCUCCGCGUGUUAUUGUGCCAGAGCGAGGAUAUAUCUCGAUCGCGGGUCGGGUGACAUUUACGCGAUCGCUGUCGAAUUCGCUGGUGUCACCUUUCACCUUUCGCCCCUGGGAGUCACGAGUCCUCGGUUCUUUCUGUGUCCCACGGAAUUUUAUUAUCUUCGCUCGUUGUUUUCUCCACCAACGUAUCCCGGGGAUGCGGAGAUCGUCGGUCGACCCUUCGUUAUUCUUCCGUGAUCCAUGUACCGUCUUUUGUCCUUUGACAGCCUUCGACCAGGCUGAAUCUUGAAGGGGGUUCAAAAGAUGUCGCGGAAAGAUUAUAGGUGAACCCCCGUUUUACGUGGAACGUUUGCCCUUAUUUGUGCGGCACGUCUCUCGAAGGAGCCCGUCGAGAGGGAGGCGCCGCGCCGUAAGGUUAAUUCUUCCCACUCGUUCUCUCGUGCUCUCUCUCUCUCUCUCUCCCUCUCUCUCUCUCUUUCCCUUUGUAAGACUCUAUUUUUGGGCCGGUGCGCCGACCGUGGAAAAGGAUGACUCGUUCGGGAAACAACGAGACAGCAGCGUACACCUGUGCUGAUGCAAUUCGCGACAUCAUCGGCGAUCCUUGCUAGCGGAGAUGACCGUGCUCACGCCGGUGUGUCUCCCGCUCGGUGUCCGCGCGACAUUCGAGAGGAUUACGCCGCGCUUACGGCCGUGUCGGUGAUCAUUACAUCAGAAAUUUCUCUCUAUCCCUGGCCCGUGAAUAGACAGAAAACACCGGUCCACCAUGGCGUUCGCGGGGUUGAAGAAACAGAUUAACAAGGCCAACCAGUACAUGACGGAGAAGAUGGGCGGUGCGGAAGGAACUAAGCUCGACGUGGACUUCAUGGACAUGGAGAGGAAAACGGAUGUCACGUACGAGCUUGUCGAGGAGCUGCAAAUGAAAACGAAAGAGUUCCUGCAGCCGAACCCGACCGCGAGGGCAAAGAUGGCGGCGGUCAAGGGCAUCAGCAAGCUCAGCGGUCAAGCGAAAGCUUCGACCUAUCCGCAACCGGAAGGUGUCCUCGGCGACUGCAUGCUCACCUAUGGCAAGAAGCUCGGAGAAGACAGUAUUUUUGCUCAGGCACUGAUCGAGAUGGGCGAGGCAAUGAAGCAGAUGGCGGACGUGAAAUAUUCGCUGGACGACAACAUUAAGCAGAACUUCCUCGAGCCCCUGCACCACUUGCAAACCAAAGAUCUGAAGGAAGUGAUGCACCACCGGAAAAAACUUCAGGGACGAAGGCUCGACUUCGAUUGCAAGCGAAGACGCCAAGCGAAAGGAUCUCACGUUUCAGACGACGAGAUACGCCAGGCCGAGGAGAAGUUCGCGGAGAGCCUGCAUCUGGCGCAGUUGGGCAUGUUCAAUUUGUUGGAAAAUGACUGUCUCAUUCAGGUGGAACAAGUGGCGCAACUGGCAACAUUCAGUGAAGCGCUCUUGGACUACCACCAGCAGUGUACCGAGGUCUUGAGAGCACUAACAGAGACGCUUUUGGAGAAGAAGGAUGAAGCAGCAAACAAACCAAAAUUGGAGUUCGUGCCGAAGACUCUAGCCGACCUGCAGGUUGAUGCAAUAUCGCAAUCAGAUGCCAUGAACGGUGGGAACUACAACCUUCACGGGGCAAGUCGAGCCGGGUCUCCAGUCCCUGGGGACGGGAAGCGCUCACAGCUCGAGCUAUUUCCGGCCGGAAAUCCGCCACAAUCUGCCAAUGCUUCUCCUUUGCCAUCUCCAAGUAAAUCGCCGGCAAGGACCCCGAUGCAAAGACAACCUUGCUGCACAGCUCUGUACGAUUUUGAGCCAGAGAAUUCAGGGGAGCUUGGGUUCAAAGAGAACGAUACGAUCACUCUGAUCCAAAAGAUCGACGAGAACUGGUACGAGGGCAGCCUGAACGGUCGCACGGGUUUCUUCCCAGUAACUUACGUGCAAGUCGUAGUGCCAUUACCUUAAGAGAACAUGCUACGCCCCGUAAACCAAAGACCCUGUAUUCGUUCACCAGCGUCUACCACGAGAAAAAUUAUCUUAACGCCUCCAAUUAGCCUAACUCUCUCUCUCUCUCUCUCUGUCUCUUUCUCUCUCUCUGUCUCUCUCCAUCUCUCUAUUCAAGACUUCUCUAUUGUCAUUUACGUUCUAUGGUCCCGAGGCUUGUUCGUAUAUGACGGAUUUCAAAGGUUUUCUCUGUUCGUUUUAAUUAUUUUUCCAUUUUCUCUCGAUCUCUGUCUCUCUAUUUCUAUCUCUAUCUCUAUCUCUCUUGUCCCAGAAAUAGCUGUAUACGCAUGUUAAUGUACAUAUAUAAUGUUAUAGUGUCUUUUAUCGACGUAAGGACCCUCGCGCGCGUACACAAUACAGACACACAUGCACACGCGUACCAGCAUACAGAAGAGACAGACAAACAGACAUACACACGAAUAGAUACACACAGAGAGAUGUAUACAUUGGAUACGACGAAGAACCAUACUGAUAUAUACCGAGACACUUAAAGUACCUACGAUGGCAGUCCACUGUCAAACGGCGGCUCAUUUUUCACGUUCGAUGUCGUUUCAUAGUCAUGAUGUAACAUCCUCGUUAGUUUCUCACCAAAGGUUCAAUUGCACAAAGAUAUCAGACCGCCAAGACUGCAUUGAAAUCCGAGUAGAGCAAGGACAUUUCGAAUACUCUUGUACCAUCGAGCAUGUUUGAGUUCCGUCAUUCAUCGGCGUAUCGUUAGAGAAUCUUUUCGUUUCGUUAGUAUGUCUUUUCAGUUUGUCGUCGAUCAAAUGUUUGUUCAUCGUUUCGUCGGAUCGGUGUCCGCAUCGAUCGCCAUCUUUUCGUAAAAUUUCGUUCACGUUCGAGAGAAACGAGUCCCUCGAAUCGUGAAGUGCGUUUUCUUCGGUUGGUUCGUAGAUCGAGAACGCGUUUAUUAGUUGAUAGUGUAUUCGUUCCUUCAUUCCCCGGGUAGUCUUAACGUUUAGCCUUCUCCAUUUCGUUGAAUUGUUUAGGUCGACACCGAGUUCAGAACCGGUUUAGUUCAAGCAAUCUUCAAACGUGGCGGCGAAUCUCUUUCACGAAGUCGAAGCAAACAGCGAACGGCUUGAUCCUCUGAUUCGGUUCAUUUCAGUUGGAUAAUUGAUUUCGUCGCAGGAUCGCGGCCAGGAUCGCGUCGGAGAUCGUACGUCAUGCUAGAUCAUUCGUAGGCCAUAAGCUUGAUCAAUUAUAGCCGGUCACGAGAUCCGUUUCGAGAUGAAGUUAGCGCGAUCAUCUUCUUAUACUUCCCCAUUACCACCAAUCCGCCCCUUUGAAUGAUCACACGCUGAACGAAGAUUUUCUUCCACGAUGCCGCUGAUCCCAUUCCACAUGUUCUGAAACAGAGAAUCUUUUUGUGUCGGAAUUAGAGUAUUAUUAUUAUUCGUUCGUUCGUUCGUUCGUUCGUUCGUUCCCCUUCAUUGACUUUGUACGAGAGUUCAACCGCCAGAACAAUGAAAGUAAUUAAGGAAAUUGGUUAUUUGUUGCCACAUGGAUUUUAGGUAAAUCUUCAACAAAUAUUUGCUAAGCAUAAUAUAGUAAUGUUAGAGUAUAUAUAUGUAUAUAUACAUAUACAUAUACAUAUACAUAUACAUAUAUAUACACACGCAUAUAGAUCUAUACACGUGCGAAGGGUGAACUAAUAAAAACCGUCGGUAUAGUUAAUCUCGAAACCGCCGCAGAGUUGCCGAACAAUUUAUCGAAUAUGAGCCGCGCGGCACCGUAAAAGGCGAUAUAAACGGCGAUCAUAAUUAGUCCACACGCGGCGUCACUUUGGAUAUUCGAAGGUCGACCGAUGUCGUUCGCGAUGUCGCGAGCAUAUUCGAUGAAAAAUAUCUUUUUCCACGAGGCGCACGUUCGAAGAACCUACGUUUCAGGAAAUUCUCAGUUUACGGAACGUUGCCACUAAAAGUAUUGCUACCGUUGUAUACGCGAUUGCAAGGUGAUCCGGAAACAGUUGCGAUCACCGUAAAGUUGCCUUCUUCUGUAAGUCUCAUUCGGCAACUUGUUCGCCGACUUUCGCGGUUCAUUAGUAUCCAUUAGUUUUCGUUGGUUCGCGCACCGCACGUGUGCAUUUACGUAUAUGUUGCAGCAAUAACGCUGAUGGCCGUAACAAUGGUAUUAUUAUUAUCGACAUUUGCAUAUUUUUCCAUUGCCGUCGAGUCCAUUCACUGGGCGAGAAUCAACGUUCUCGGCACCAAUGCGCCCUGAAUCGCUACGAGCUCGGCUCCGCGUAACGUUCUCCAACAUUCCUACAAUGUUCUGGCAGCGUUUCGAUUUAACGGCGACGAAUAGUAGGAGUUCUCAAUGACGACCGUGGGUUAGUUGUACCGAUUAACCCUUGGACGGCGAACCAUUUUCGCAACUAUACAAUUGACAAUGUUCACAACAAUUCUGUGCUUUAUUCAACAAUGUUUCUAAUCAUAUUUUCAAAGAUAUUCCACAUUUAUAUGAAAUACAGCCGUUUAUUUCAUUUAAUUGUCGAAAAUUGAUUAGUAAGGAGACCAUUUCAGUAAAUCGGGUCACAAAAGACCCGGUAAUCGCAGGCCGAGGGUUAAGGGUACCAACGAUACCGUAACGCGGAUCGAACGAUGUUAUUGAACAGUUGAACUCGUUAACGUUGCACUAGUUAUAUUUAAUAACGUUUUCUAUGAGUUAGUCGCAAUUACUAUGAUCUCUAGCAGCGUACGUCAGCGAGUCGUACGAUGGAUUUUUCAUUUCCUGCGCGACGCAUCUCGAUCGAAAGGUUGUCAACGACGUUCACCGGGCAGUCGAGAACGGGCCGCGGCGGUUCAUUUCGCGAGGACAGAAGCAAAAGUCAGCAGACUAAUUACUAUUGGCCGAUAUCCUUGAUCGUUGCUGCUGUUACCGUCAUCAGCGUUCGCUCACCAUGAAAUGGAUCAGAAAAAACUAAAAGAAACAGAAAAAGUAAAAAAAAAGAAAGAAAGAAAAGAAGAAGAAGAGAAUUAUGAAUAGGAGAUAAAAAGACAUUGAUAAAUCCAUUUAUUGUAAUUAUCGUGGAUCACGAACUUUUAUUCCUGAGACAAACUCGAAGUGUUAUCGAUGUUGUGCAAUAUUAAAGUUUAACAUCAUGGUGUUUAAAGCCUGUUGUCGUGAUCGCUGGUUGCUCAGUGUUUCUCAAAGCCCCGUGGUCGAUGGGGAGGUACGUGUCAAUUGAUGAAUAAAACGUUAGUGUCCUUUCGGUCAGGUCCCAGCGGCGAGACGAACACGCUUUCAGGCACGGCUUCCGUUGGAUUCGCACGAAAAGCCAGUGAAACAUUGAAACGCGGUGCAAGAACAAGGUCUGGUCGGGGUCUGGUCAAACGACGUGGAAGUACGAUGAAAUACUAUAAUAUCUCUGUAAGCGCGUGUCGAGGUCAGGGCCUGUCCCAGACUUUAAUACCUGAUCAAACGAUGUGGUCGAGUCAAAAGCGCCAUGGACCUACUGUGAAAUUCUAUAAUACCUCUGCAAGGAUGUUGCAAGUUCAACAUGGGACCUGAUCGGGGCCCGAUCGAUGACUUCGACACGCGAGCAAGCGAUGUACAGCGUAAAACGUCGCGGUUCCACGGUGAAAUUCUACCUCUGGAAGCAUAUUCCGAAGUCAGCGCCUGUCACGACAAUCCAGACCUGAUCGGAGCCUGAUCGGAGCCUGAUCGGAGCCUGAUCGGGGAUUGAAACAUGCGACCAAGCAAUGUCGAGCCGGAAGCGCCGCGUUCUCGCCGUUUCUCGCUCGAAGUAACGCAGGAGGCUGUCGUUCUCGUGAUCUCCCCUCCGUCUGAGCGACCAGCACAUUCGGAGAACGUAGCAUUAGCGAAACUAGGUGCCAUACAAGCGUUCCUCGUGAAUCUCGAGAUUCGUCGACGUUCGAAACAGACGGGAAACGUUAGAGAGUAGUCGCUAGCGACGUAAACAACGAUCCCAAUCGGUAGCUGCACGUUCUCCCAAAUGCGAUCGCUCGCCAGAAAGUUCGUCAAUUAAUAAGAAUACGAGAAUCGGCGGAUUGCGGGUCCUAUCUUUGAUGAAGACGGCGGUUGCAAUGUUUGGGGAUGCUGUAGGGAGCUUGUGCGAAGCAGACUUGGAGACUAAUUAGAUGGCGCGUGAGAUUUAAGUACUCUUUUGUACAGUAUUCGAGGAAACGGAGCAACAGAAAGUAUCAUAGCGGUCAUUUGAUGUAUUUGGUCGACCCUUGAGCGGAUUAGUCGAACUUAGACUGCGGAUCUUCGUGCGUAAAUAUUUUCUGUACGGAUUGCAAGAAGUGCAAGCUGUAUGGAAGUUCCUUUAAAUAAUUGUGACAAGUAGACGGCGGAUGUUUAUCGAAACUAGAAAUUGUCCAAGUCGAUUUUAAGAAACAGAAAUUGCGAAAUAAUCGAGUCGCUUCUUUGAAUCGUUUCAGUGGAUUAGAACUACCAAACCAGUGAAAAUGACUAGUUUCUGAUUUUUUCAUUUACAGUUCCAGAUAUUGUAAAAAUAUUUUUCGGAGAAAUUCUUAGGUACACGUCUUUAUUGAAAUAUAUAUUAUAAUAUGAAUUAUACAAAGUUUAAAGAUUAAAUAGAUUCACAUCGAGGUAUAUAUUAUAAUAUAAAUUAUACGAAGUUAAAAUAAAUCCAGUUUUUUGGCAUUGUUACAAAAUAAUAUAAAUUAGUCGCUCGUUUAGGGCUGGGUAGUUCUAGCGUUAAGUUCUUCUUAUAUUAUUCGCGAGUCCGCAGUUUAGUAAUAAGAUGUUCUUAGAUUUUGUUCUCACAUUUCAUUGCCAGCUAAAAAAACUAGUUUCCUGCGAUUUUAUUUUUGCACCUCAACUUCAACGAAACAGACCGCUGUAAACACAUGAAAAUCCACAGUUUACGUCUCGAAAUCACUUCUCACUCGGCAAUUCGGUGAAACCGAAUGUCAAACGAACGCUUCGCUCCAUUGCAAUUUCGAAAUUCAUUUCGCAGGCUCGCUCAAGGGAUAAAGUACUCACUAAAAUGAACCGAAAGCGACGCAACAGCCAUAAAGUCUCACCGUUGCGGUAAUCGUGUGCUCACGUAUGGUUCGAACGAGAGUCCAGCAAUUUUGCGUCCACGUGAAAACGAUAGCAAUAUAACUAUAAGAACGGUGAAAUAUUUUUCCUCGAGCAGAGGGGAUCGGCGUCCCGAUCGUUUGAGAAACACUGCGCCCGGUGUACCGUGAUCGAGAUAAGAAACCACAAGCAAACAAAACAAAACAAACAAAAAAGAAAGAAACUGCGAAAAAAAAGAGAAAAGAAAAAGGAGGGAGGACAGUUUUGCCGCGUGAUAACGUUUAAUUUCUGAAGCGACUCCUUCAUCGGAAGCGAGACAACAAAAAUCGGCGAUCGACGAUCGUGGAAUAAAAAGAACUAAGCGAACAAAAAAAAAUCGAAAAACCCACAAAAAGGAAAUAAACACAGAGAAACGAAUGAGAUGAAAUGAUCUAUAAAUGAAC
Messenger RNA from Megalopta genalis, 7637 nucleotides. Lineage: Eukaryota; Metazoa; Arthropoda; Insecta; Hymenoptera; Halictidae. The record is from RefSeq and is a predicted model, not a curated record.